CUUUUUUAAAUUAGUAUGAAGGUUUUUUCUUUUGUUUUCAAGAAUUAAGUUGAUUAUUGCUACCAACUUGAUCUGACCUCGUGUUCAAGCGUUGAUGUCGAUUUCGGUGGCAGUGUACUCUUGUACUCCUCCAUUUAGUUCGGAGGUGGGGUAUAGUUAAUUUAGGUGUACCCUAAAGUUAUUUAAUUCUGACUGUCCGUAACACAAAAUCAUGAUUCCCCCGUCUUCUCGGCCACAGGUCACUGUAUACAGUGACAAAAAUGAACCAACUGGUGAAUUAUUGACUCUCCCUGCAGUCUUUAAUGCUCCAAUUAGACCAGAUGUAGUAAAUUUUGUUCAUCAAAAUAUUGCUAAAAAUCAUAGACAACCCUAUGCUGUCAGUGCUGAAGCAGGUCAUCAGACUUCUGCUGAAUCAUGGGGAACUGGACGAGCUGUGGCUCGUAUACCUCGUGUAAGGGGUGGUGGUACCCAUCGUUCUGGUCAGGGUGCCUUCGGUAACAUGUGUAGAGGUGGACGCAUGUUUGCACCAACUAGGGUAUGGCGCAGAUGGCAUCGUAAGGUGAAUGUUAAUCAAAAGAGGUAUGCAAUGGUUUCUGCUAUAGCUGCCACUGGAGUGCCAGCACUCGUGAUGUCUAAAGGACACAUGGUGAAUGAAGUUCCUGAAAUUCCUCUUGUAGUGACUGAUAAGAUUCAGGAGUAUACUAAAACCAAGCAGGCAACAAUCUUCUUACAUCGCAUCAAGGCUUGGACAGAUAUUCAGAAGGUAUACAAGUCUAAAAGGUUCCGUGCUGGUAAAGGUAAGAUGCGUAAUAGGAGGCGCAUUCAGCGUAGAGGACCUCUCAUUAUCUACGGCCAGGAUCAAGGCCUAACUCGUGCUUUCCGUAACAUUCCUGGUGUUGAUCUUAUCAACGUUUCACGAUUAAACUUACUUAAACUGGCACCUGGUGGUCACGUGGGUAGGUUUGUAAUCUGGACCCAAUCAGCUUUUGAUCAACUUAAUGCUCUCUAUGGCACAUGGAAGAAAAAAUCAACUUUGAAAAAGGACUACAACUUGCCAAUGCCCAAGAUGGUGAAUACUGAUCUGUCCCGACUUUUUAAGUCUGAAGAAAUCAAGAGUGUCCUCAAACCUCCAAGGAAGACCAUAGUCAGGAGGGUAAGGAAACUGAACCCAUUGAGGAAUACACGAGCAAUGCUGAAGCUCAACCCAUUUGCUGCUGUUCUGAAGAGGAAAGCUAUUUUGGCUGACAGGAAACUUAAGCUUGAGAGGGCUAUUGAGAGAUCAAAGAAGGAAGGAGUUGAGCUUACCCCUCAUCAAAAGAGGUAUGUUGCUAUGCUUGAGAGAAGGAAAGCUCAGAUCAAAGCCGCCAAGGCUGCUAAGCCUAAAAAGGUUAAGAAGCCUAAGGCUGAAAAAGCCGCUGCUGAUGAAGCAAAGAAAGCUGCUGUAACUAAAAAACCAGCAAAAAAGGCUGCUGCUCCCAAACCUCCCAAAAAAUGAUUUAAUGUUAAUAAAGUUGGUUGAGUUUGGUUUUUAAACUUUUAUUUUUUUAAUUUUCCCAUGAUAUGUUGACUACUUAACAAAUGAAAUCUUAGCUUGCUUUUUUUCUCUAACA
Messenger RNA from Nezara viridula (southern green stink bug), 1610 nucleotides. The record is from the annotation of a GenBank genome assembly. Lineage: Eukaryota; Metazoa; Arthropoda; Insecta; Hemiptera; Pentatomidae.